UUACGAUGGCAACAUGUCCGGAUCUUAAAGAUCCUGACAAUGCAGUGAACGACCCCGGCGCUGCUCCUUACGGGAACUUUAUAAACUAUUACAGCUUUAACCCUCCGGAGAACCGCUUGAGUCUCAUCCCAGCGACGCUCCUGCGGGAUUUAGGCUACAGGGACGGAGGGGACGAGCCCACGCUCAUCCUGGACGUGGGAUGUAACUCCGGGGACCUGAGUGUGGCCGUCUACAAGCAUCUUGUCCAGGAACCAGAGAAGAGCACAGUUCAGCUUCUGGGGUUUGACUUGGAUGAAACACUUGUUGAGCGCGCAGAGCAGACCAACCCUCUCCACAGCAACAUCUCCUUCAUCCAGCUGGACAUCACAGAGGAAACCAACCGGCUGCAAGACUUCCUCAAACAGCACAGCUGCUCCCACUUCCACCUGUGUCUGUGCCUGGCCGUCACCAUGUGGGUCCAUCUGAACCACGGAGACUCGGUCCUCCUGCAGCUGCUGUCUCGCCUCGCCGCCAUCAGCAGCCACCUCCUGCUGGAGGCUCAGCCCUGGAAGUGUUACCGCUCUGCAGCUCGGCGCCUCAGGAAGCUGGGCCGCUCGGACUUUGAUCACUUCAAGACCCUGAAGAUCCGUGGCGAUGUUGCAGAACACGCCACGGAGCAUUUAGAGAGACACUGCGGCAUGGAGCUCAUGCAGAGCUUUGGCAGCACCGCAUGGGACCGGAAGCUGCUGCUUUUUAGACGGAGAUGAGUUUUAUGGAUUUUUUUAUGGCUUUUAAAACCCCAGUUUGAGAUGUAAACAAAACCAAGGUUAACAGUUCCCACCUUACGUGCAACAAAUUAUAUGUAAUUUAACAGGAAAAAAACAAAACAAUAUUAUUGGGGAACAAUGAAAACAUGUGGUAUAAGUGUACCAUGUCAUUUAUGAUGGGAGGAAGCAAUGCAGAAUUACUCACUACAAUCACGUGACUCUGACUCCAAAUAAAUUUCUGCUGUUCUAUUUUCUUCCAAACCCUUACACUGAUUUUAUUAUUAAGAAGUAUCUGCCAGAGGAUAUGAAUAAAUAAUUUCAACAGUAUAAGUUAAAAAUAGAACACAGUAAAAACCUUUAAAAAAAAAAAAACAUUUGGAAAAUGUUUAUUUCCAAAAUACUUUGUUCAUCCCAAGA
Poeciliopsis prolifica (blackstripe livebearer) is the source of this 1163-nucleotide messenger RNA. Its product is annotated as pre-miRNA 5'-monophosphate methyltransferase. Lineage: Eukaryota; Metazoa; Chordata; Actinopteri; Cyprinodontiformes; Poeciliidae. The transcript is spliced from 2 exons. Gene Ontology annotation, cellular component: cytoplasm. The coding region runs from base 6 to 746 and encodes 246 amino acids. Gene Ontology annotation, molecular function: O-methyltransferase activity; RNA methyltransferase activity. Gene Ontology annotation, biological process: miRNA metabolic process; negative regulation of pre-miRNA processing. The record is from RefSeq and is a predicted model, not a curated record.